Molecule: messenger RNA, 866 nt
Organism: Paramecium sonneborni
Lineage: Eukaryota; Ciliophora; Oligohymenophorea; Peniculida; Parameciidae
Source: the annotation of a GenBank genome assembly
UUAUGAGAUACUUAACAAUCUUGUUUAUAUUGUAUACAUCAUUGUUUUGUACCUGCUAUGCUAAAAGUACAGAAAAUGAUGAAAAAACAGUAUUUUUUGUUUUUUCGGAAGAGUGCUUUGAUAAAUUGGUAAUUUAAAAAGAUUUCUUACAUAUUUCAUGCAUUAAAAAGACUUUAUCCGAAAUAAUUAGCUAUACAAUAAUAGUAUUAUCAGUCAUCUUGAAAGCCCCUUAGAUUUAUAAGAUUAUUCAAAAAUCAAAAGUUACAGGAUUAUCAUUUGAUUCAAUUUUCUUUGAAGUAAUCUAUAAAAUUAAAAAAAGCUCUUUGUAUAUUCAUUUUCUAUUGCUUACAAUGUGCAUAAAUAAAAUCCUUGGAAACUUUAUGCUGAAAAUAUAGCUAUAUUAAUUUAAACUAUAAUUAUUGUUGCCCUUUUCAAGAUUUAUGAGAAAUCUUUUACUCUAAGAUAAUUUUAUGUCAGAACUGCCAUAUUUAUAGGUGUAAAUUUCCCAUUUUUCACAGGAAUGAUUCCAAAUAGUAUAUUUAACUUAGCCAUAAUAAUAAAUAUUUGUUUGAGUAAAUUUUUAACAAGAUUAUUUUUUAGUUAUGUUUGCUAGACUACCAUAAAUAUGGUCAAAUUUUAGAAAUAAAGACACUGGAUAACUUGCCUUUAUAACAAUAUUUUUAUAAUUUGCAGGAGCAGCUGCAAGAUGCUUCACCAUUUUAGUUAGUUCAACAGAUGGAAUGUUAAUUGUAAUAUAAAUAUAUAUUUCAUUAAGCUAUUAAAUGUUAUCAGUGUAGCUUUAAAUUUUACUCUAGUAUUUUAAAUGUUAACAUAUUGGAAUUCAAAAAAAGGAAAGAAAGAUUGAG